AUGGAGAUGCUAACUGAGCCACUUCUAAUCCCAAUGCCGCAGACAAGCAUAUUGAGCUCCUCGGUGGGAAUGUCCCUGGCAUUAAAAGAUGAUCUCAGACGACUUGUCAGAAAGAUUGAUCUCAAGGUUUACCAGACCUACCCUGAGCUACUCAAGGCCUUGGAAUUCAUGUUCAAGUGCACUAUUGGGUACAAUGGAUCUGAAUAUGCACCAACAUAUGAAGACAAAGAUAGUGAUUGGAUGCUGGUUGGAGAUGUCCCAUGGGAGAUGUUCAUCACCUCUUGCAAAAGGAUGAGAAUCAUGAGAGCAUCAGAAGCUAAAGGCUUGGGAUGUCUAUAG
This is a messenger RNA of Camellia sinensis, 339 nucleotides long. The record is from RefSeq and is a predicted model, not a curated record. NCBI's taxonomy places the organism in Eukaryota, Viridiplantae, Streptophyta, Magnoliopsida, Ericales, Theaceae.